Macadamia integrifolia is the source of this 1898-nucleotide messenger RNA. RefSeq names its product allene oxide synthase-like. Gene Ontology annotation, molecular function: heme binding; iron ion binding; monooxygenase activity. Lineage: Eukaryota; Viridiplantae; Streptophyta; Magnoliopsida; Proteales; Proteaceae. The record is from RefSeq and is a predicted model, not a curated record. The transcript is spliced from 2 exons. Gene Ontology annotation, biological process: sterol metabolic process. The coding region runs from base 51 to 1655 and encodes 534 amino acids.
UUACCAACCAUCUCUAAUCUUACAACUAUUCAAUUCUGCAAAGAGCUGAGAUGAUCAAAUCCACCAUUAACCCUUCCAUGCUUCCACUACUGUGUGAGUCUGUUACCCUGAAACCCACUCAGGUCUCCUCAUACUCCCAUUUCACCAAUAAUCUCUACAGUAAAGCAAACAAAAUGUCUACCUCUUUCUCCCACAAGCACAAACCAUCCAAGGUAGAAUCACCAAACUCUGAACUCCUCCACCUUCGAGAAAUCCCUGGUAGCUAUGGUCUCCCUUUCGUCGGAGCCAUAAGGGAUCGCAUAGCCUACUUUUACACCCAAGGCAAAGAUGAAUUCUUCAGGUCCCGAAUACAAAACUACCACUCCACAGUCUUCAGAACCAACAUGCCACCUGGUCCCUUCUUAGCCUCCGACCCUAAAGUCAUCGUCCUCCUCGACGCCAAAAGCUUCUCCGUCCUCCUCGACGUCUCUAAGGUUGAGAAGAAAAACGUCCUCGAUGGCACUUUCAUGCCCUCAACUUCCUACACCGGCGGUUAUCGCGUUUGCGCUUAUCUCGAUCCCUCGGAACCCAAACACGCCCUUCUCAAACGCUUCUUCUUCUCUAUCCUCUCGUCUCGUCAUAAACUAUUCAUUCCUGAGUUCCGUUCAACACUCUCCGAUGAGCUCUUCCCACUUCUCGAAGAUCAGAUUUCCAAAAACGGAAAAGCCAAUUUCAACACUUUAAGUGAUUCCAUGUCUUUCAGCUUCGUUUUUCGUUUGUUUUGUGAUAAGAAUCCAUCCGUUACAAAGAUCGGAUCGGAGGGACCGACACUUGUCGGCAAGUGGCUGUUCUUCCAACUUGCUCCUUUAAUCACAUUCGGCUCCACUAAAAAAAUCUUAAACCUCAUAGAAGAUCUCCUCUUACAUACCUUCCCUCUCCCUUCCUUCCUCGUGAAAUCGGACUACAACAAGCUCUAUGAUGCGUUCUCUGACUCGGCGAGUCAGAUACUGGACGAAGCGGAAGCAAUGGGACUCAAGAGAGACGAAGCAUGUCACAAUCUCGUCUUCCUUGCUGGGUUCAAUGCGUUCGGAGGAAUGAAGACUCUGUUCCCAGCUCUGAUCAAGUGGGUCGGCUUAGCAGGAGAAAAGCUGCACAAGCAGCUCGCCAGAGAGAUCAGAACCGUCGCUGAGUCGGAAGGAGGGGUGACUUUUUCGGCGAUAGAGAAGAUGACGUUGACCAAAUCUGUGGUAUACGAAGCGUUGAGGAUCGAACCACCUGUGCCAUUCCAGUACGGGAAGGCGAAACAAGAUCUGGUUAUCGAGAGUCAUGAAGCAGCCUUUCGGGUCAAGAAAGGAGAGAUGAUAUUCGGGUAUCAACCGUUUGCGACUAAGGAUCCGAAAGUGUUUGAGGAUCCGGAGGAGUUCGUGGGAAGUAGAUUCGUUGGAGAGGGAGAGAAGCUGUUGAAGUAUGUUUACUGGUCUAACGGCCGUGAGACGGAGAGUCCGACGGAAGAGAACAAGCAGUGCCCGGCGAAGGAUCUAGUGGUUUUGGUGUCGAGGCUCAUGCUUGUAGAGUUCUUCCUCCGUUACGAUACGUUUACGGUUGAGGUCGGGAAGGUGAUGCUGGGGUCGUCGGUGACGGUGAAGUCGUUGACGCCGGCGAAGAGCUGCAGUUAAGGAGCAGAAGGUGAAAGCAGAGGCAACAAAGAGAGAUGGAGAAGGUGGUGUGGGUGUUGGUGGAGAUCCAACAAAGAGAAAUUGAGAGGAUACUUGUGCAACAGCUUCAUUGAGUGACAUAAAAACAUGAAAUCACAUAGCAUUUUCCAACAAUCUCAAUGGGUAGAGUAAGCUUGAGAGAGGGAAUUUGAGAUUGUAACAUCUAAAUAAAAUUAAUAGAGGAGAAUCUAGAUGGAAGUUCUA